AGUCAAUAAAAAUGGCCUUCACACAGUAGUGAAACAAACAGCCAAUAAUAUUUUGUUUAGAGAAUUUGUUUAUGAAAAUGCCCAAGUUUUGGAGUGUUCCAGAGGAAGAUGUUAUGUGUGCUAUUUGUCUAACAUGUUGGAUUCAUAAAGACCCAAUACUAUUACACUGCAGUCAUACAUUCUGCUCCAAAUGCAUACAAAAUUUAGUGAGAUACAAUGGAAAAUAUAUUCUGACCUGCCCUAGUUGUCGAACGGCUCAUCCUUUAGUCUCACGUGAUGUGAGUAAGUUACCUAGAAAUAUUAUGUUUUCAAAUGCAGUAAAACAAAAUCAAAAUAAAGAGUACGACAUAGAGAAGAGAUUGAAGAUAGAUGAUGCAAAUGUGGCUGGAACAAGACAAAUGAUUAUGAAUCAAAUUGAUUUACAAGUGGAUAGAUUAGAAUCUUUUAUGAAAACUGACGUUCAUAAAAAUAACUCAGAAUUAAAAAUGCAAGUUGAAAGAUUUUUUCAGAUUCAACAGGAAAAACAAAAUAUGAAUCAACCGAGUUUACAGUUUCAAGCAACUUCCAAAUCCUCAUCUGAUAUAGCCAAUUGUCAACUUUUUAAACAAGUCGUCAAAACCUCAAUAAAAUUUAUAGAAGCAGAUUUUAAUUUAGGAAAAGUAAGGCAAGUUGAAACAAAAGAAAAUUUUGAUCUAACAGAAAAUUCGAGGACAGUAAAUUUUGAACAAAAAGAUAUUUCUAUCCGGGGAAUAUUUUUUAUAAAUUCACAUUUAUAUACUUUGGAAGAGAGAAUCUAUCCGAAUAAAAGUUUUACAAUUGUAAAGCAAGAUUUCAAUCUUGAAAAUGGACAAAUAUUUUCUAAACACGAUCAUGAACUGACUAACGCUUUUGUUGAUAAGGGAAAAGUUUACAUGAAUGACUUUAACGAUUCGCAUAAUUGUCUAACAGUUAAAUUUAAUUUACAAACCAAACACGUCAAGAAACUAUCUGUUAGUAAAUUCCUGCAUGAACUGCAAAAUUUCCGCUCUGUUGGUCAUAAAGAUAUAGUAGCGACUAGUAAGUCUCAUAUCAUGCGUAUAAAAGAUGGAAAAAUCUUAUGGACAGAAAAAGGAUUUAGAAGUUUAAGUGAGGUUCUACUAUUGAAAGUAAAGGCCGAAAAAAGAAAUGUGGCAAAAAAUAAGGAUAAUUUUGAUAUCAGCAUAGAUAAUCUACGAGGACAUUUGGAAAAAAGCUUUAGCUUCAAGCGCAGUCAUUUUCAGCCAGAGGCAAAAGAAAUUUGCAGACAUCACAUUCACGACUUCUUUGUUGAUUUAGCUAAUGAGAAUAGUCAGAAAGCUUUUGUUGACGUCCACAAUUUUACUUCCAAUAGUGAAGAUGAUAAUGGAAAUUUGGCCGAAGGAGCAAAUUAUAUUUAUGUCCUAAAAGGUUCAAACUGGGGUACUUCUGCGGAUAAUGUCAUUCUUAUCGGUAGUCACUAUGAUUCUCAAACAAAUACUUCGGGGGUUGACGAUAGUGGUUCCGGUAUGGCGGCAUUAUAUGAAAUUACCAAGUUGUUAACUAACGCUAACUGCCCCCAGGAACAUACUAUAGUAUUUGCAGCUUUCGACUUUGAGGAAUUUGGUUUACAAGGCAGUGCAGAAUUUGUCGAUGAUUGGCUUUUACCAAACAUUUUACAAAAGUUUGACACUUCAUUUCAAGUAGCUCUGAUCCUGGAAACUAUAAUGAAUUAUGAUUUUGCUAAUGAGACUCAGACGUUACCUUUUGGAACAGAAUUACUAUUUCCUGACCUAGUAAAGUUAUUAAGAGAUAGAGGAAUGAAAAGUGAUUUUCUAGCGAUAAUUGGUCGUCAAGAUGAAAACGAAAUAAUGAAAGAGUUGAGCGACACGUACUAUACUGUUGACGAUGAUCAUGUAACACCAUUCCAUGCUUUGGGAAUUGAAAUACCUAAGAGAGGAUGGGUUGAUGUUAUUGAAUGGUUUUUUUCUGGCCUCUAUGAUUUCUUAAGGAGUGAUCAUACCAGCUUCUGGACUUACGAUGGAAAUUUCACCGAUGUUGGCCUGAAAGCAUUAUUUAUUACAGACACAGCCAAUUUUCGUGGUUAUAUGAGGACUUGUUACCAUUUUCCUUGUGAUAAUAUGGAGAGAACGGCAACUGAAGAAAACCUAAAGUUCCUGAGGAGAAACGCCCUUGUAUUUACAAAAUAUUUGUAUGAGAAAACGAGGUCAAACUGCGACUUAAAAAUGGUAACUGCUAAAUAA
Molecule: messenger RNA, 2258 nt
Organism: Dimorphilus gyrociliatus
Lineage: Eukaryota; Metazoa; Annelida; Polychaeta; Dinophilidae
Source: the annotation of a GenBank genome assembly